Marchantia polymorpha subsp. ruderalis is the source of this 3406-nucleotide messenger RNA. Lineage: Eukaryota; Viridiplantae; Streptophyta; Marchantiopsida; Marchantiales; Marchantiaceae. The record is from the annotation of a GenBank genome assembly.
AGGACGGGCCGAAGGGAGAGUAGGAGAGGAGGAGAGUGGAAGAGAAAGAGCUGUAGAGUGAGGGAGGGACGAGCGAGAAAAGGGAUGCAGGGGACGGAGGCAGCAGAGGCAGCUGCUUCAGCGGAGGCGCGGGCGUGCAUUCGAGACGCGGAGAUCAAGGAGCGAGGGAAGGAGCAGGACGCGCGGACUGAGUGAUUGGGCGCACGUUUGCAGGGGCCGAGGGGAGGGACGAGAACAGAUGUAGAUGUGUGCGCAGAGGAGAAGGGAGGCAAUGAAUGGGCAGGAAGCAGCAGCAGCAGCAGCAGCAGGCGGUGCAGGAGCAGUGGGAGAAGAAGAAGAAGUCUUGGGAAGAGCGAGCCAAGUUCUGAGUAGUGGCAGUAGUAGAAGCAGCAGCAGCAGCAGCAGCAGGGAGGAUGUAGAAGCAGCAGCAGCAGCAGCGGGGAUUUUGAGUGCAUGAGAUGAGCUUCGGACAGCGUGAUAAAUUAUGACGACGUGCUGGAUUGCGUCGGGCGACGGGGAUUCAGGCGACUGGGAGUGGAGUUGGAGCGAGUGAGGGAGUGGGAGAGAGAGUGGAGUGGUGUUGAGUAAGUUGGAGUGGGCACCUUGUGCGGAGCCUCGUGAUUUUGCAGCACAGGUGUGGAGUUGGGAUGGGUGGGCGUAGUGAGCUGGGAGGAGGCGCAGGGUUGUCGGUCGGCAUGUUGUGCCCAUCGACGGGAGGUUGGGAUGACGAGCCGUGCUGAGCAAUGGCAGGGAAGAUGUUGUGCGGGCGCCCUUGGUGGAGAGCUCACAGUAAUCAACAUUGGAUGUGGUAGACCGGAUUUGUGUUGAGAGGAUGGCCAGUAGCAGCAGCAAUGUAGGGAUGAGCAACAGCAUUGAGUCCCGCUUCACGAACCUGCAGCUCAUUGGCAAGGGUUCGUUCGGGGAUGUCUUCAAAGGGUUUGAUAAGGAGCUGAACAAGGAGGUGGCUAUAAAAGUCAUAGACUUGGAAGAAGCAGAGGAUGAGGUCGAAGACAUUCAAAAGGAAAUAUCAGUGCUGUCACAAUGCCGUUCUCCUUAUGUUACCGAAUACUAUGGAUCAUACCUCCAUUCGACCAAGCUAUGGAUCGUCAUGGAGUACAUGGCAGGAGGCUCAGUUCUGGACUUGCUGGAAACAGGUCCUCCACUUGAUGAAAUGUCAAUAGCUUGCAUUUUAAGGGAUCUCUUGCACUCCUUGGAGUAUCUCCAUGGAGAGGGAAAAAUUCAUCGCGACAUCAAAGCCGCAAACAUUCUUCUCACCGCCAACGGAGAUGUGAAGGUUGCAGAUUUCGGAGUUUCAGCUCAGCUUACUCGCACUGUAUCAAAGCGCAAGACCUUUGUGGGGACUCCUUUCUGGAUGGCACCAGAAGUAAUACAGAAUUCAGAUGGUUACAAUGAAAAGGCAGAUAUCUGGUCGCUAGGUAUCACAGCUAUUGAAAUGGCCAAGGGCGAGCCACCCCAUGCCGAACUUCACCCUAUGAGAGUGCUGUUUAACAUACCGAAGAACCCUCCCCCUCAGCUGGACGAGCACUUUUCUCGACAAAUGAAGGAAUUCGUUUCACUAUGUUUGAAGAAAAACCCAGCUGAGAGGCCAAGUGCAAAAGAAUUGCUCAAGUACCGGUUUGUGAAGAAUGCAAGAAAAAGUCCAAGACUCCUUGAGAGGAUAAGGGAACGGCCGAAGACACAUAUUGGCAAAAGUAAGGACUUGCCACGCCCAGAUCAGCAGUAUGAGAAGGAAGCUGCUGAGAAGAAGAAGGUCAUCAAGAGUACAGGCGAAAAGGAUGCGCAGUACCGGCGCAAGGCUAUCAGAAAUGCAAGUUGGGAUUUUGGUACCACUACAAUACAAAGCACGGGAACUAUUCGAAGUGCUUUGAAGCCAACGUACAGUACAUCUCAUAAUGAAGGGAAUACAUCUACCGAGGCACUGCCUAGUCUUCUGGUGGAGACAGAAAAAGAAUGGAACAUUUACGAGGGUCUCUCAGAAUUGCGGGGCUCCUCACGGGAAAAUGGAGACCAAGGAGAGCUUCCUAGGAUGCAAGAAGAAGAUGAGGGAGAGGAUCCUAUUGAAGACGGAAGAAUGUCUGUGAGCAAUUCUGGUACUAUGGUUAUUCGGUCUCCCAAAGAGCGGACGUCUUUGAUGUCUCUAGCGUCUCAACUUUCUUCACUAGUCGGUUCCCCACAGGAGCGUGCAUCAUUAAUGUCCCUGGCGUCUCAACUAUCUUCUCUGAGCACCAGCGGAGAUGCAUCCAAGGAAGAAGCUAGUGAGAUGUUUUCCAGUGGGACCAUUGUUACUAGAAAUCUGCCAGAGGAUACAUCUUCCUCAACAGUCACUACGCCCAAGCUCAGACCUUCUUCUCAAGAGGGACCUUUUGCAGCCUCGCGGGAAGAUAGUGCCACGAACCUUGCAGAGGCAAAGGCCGCUUUGCAGGCUGCGUCGAGGAAGAAUAUGCGGGGAGUUCCAUCUUUCAAAGGUGCAGGAGUGCCUCUUGGGUCCAGUCAAAAUCUAAACCAAUCCGGAGAGGAGGCGGGAGUCGAGCGGAAGGUGACUAGAGCCCCUUCGAGAGCAGCAGCUCGGAGGUCUACAGAAGAAGAAGAUGCAGCACGGGCUGCUGCCGCCGGAGCAUCUCCAGCUUUAUCUCUGCUGCUGAUUCCUGCACUGAAAGAGACAGCUGCAGAGCAGUCUGAAGGCCCCGCUCUUCGUGCGGCCGCAGACGCUGCAGAUUCUUUGAUGGAUCUGGAGCGCUUGGCGCCAGGUGCAUGUGAAGUCCUACUAAGAAGACUCCUCCAGCGGCUAGGAAGCACCGAUGAGGCAGCUUUGAAAGGCCUCCAAGACCUGGCUCGUAAAGUCCUCAUCAUUCCGACUGAGGAGAAAGCUCAAUCUCAAGAAGAAGCAGCAGUGGGUGGUCAAUUCGGAUUUGGUAAGUCUGGAUUUGGACGAAAUCGUGCAAAUCCAGACGCGGCUGAAAAUUCAGGGCUAAGUCCUGUCGCCGCAUUUCUGCUUUCCAGGUGGCAGGUUCAAGUUGCUCGAGAUAUAACACCUCACCGAAAAUAGAGUUUGCAAAGUCUUGACUGGAUGAACUCAUUUCCCGGUUUCGUCACCACGAAGGGGAGGACCAGGAUGCUUGAAGGACAUUCCAUCCACAAAACGUGCCCUUGAUCUGCCAUGCUAGAUGUACAGUCACAAAUUGCUUCAUCAAGAAGACAACCAUCGAUACUUGUGACAUAAUGGCGGUUUUUAAACCAGUACAUGGUAACAAGCAAUGGUGAAUCUAAGAGUUGAAGUGUAAUCCCCUGGGAAGCACAGGCUCCAAAUAAGACCAAGCUGCAUUCUUCAUCGUUCAACAAAUUCUACGACAUCUAAUGGAUGUCAUCAAUUGCGGUCAGAAAUCUU